GUGGCCUUGUCCCUGACUGCAAAGCGGAUGGCCAAGAAGAACUGCCUGGUGAAGAACCUGGAGGCGGUGGAGACGCUGGGAUCCACCUCCAUCAUCUUCGACAAGACGGGGACUCUGACCCAGAACAGGAUGACCGUGGCCCACCUGUGGUUCGACAACCAGGUCUUUGUGGCGGACACUAGUGAAGCCCAUUCGAAUCAAGCCUUCGACCAAAGCUCUGCAACCUGGGCCUCCUUGUCGAAGAUAAUAACACUGUGCAACCGAGCUGAGUUCAGACCCGGCCAGGAGAGCGUCCCCGUCAUGAAGAAAGUUGUGGUUGGAGACGCCUCAGAGUCGGCUCUUCUGAAAUUCUCAGAGGUGAUUUUGGGUGAUGUGAUGGAAGUUAGAGAAAGAAACCGCAAAGUAGCUGAAAUCCCUUUCAACUCAACCAACAAAUUUCAGGUGAGUUUUCCUCACACCUGAAUCGCUAUCAACACC
This is a messenger RNA of Vicugna pacos (alpaca), 477 nucleotides long. Lineage: Eukaryota; Metazoa; Chordata; Mammalia; Artiodactyla; Camelidae. The record is from RefSeq and is a predicted model, not a curated record.